Cladocopium goreaui is the source of this 1111-nucleotide messenger RNA. NCBI's taxonomy places the organism in Eukaryota, Dinophyceae, Suessiales, Symbiodiniaceae. The record is from the annotation of a GenBank genome assembly.
AUGUCCUGCUGUUCGUGCGUUCCGACGGGCUCGCUGGGAGUGAUUCAGAGGUUUGGGGAGUACCAAGGGCUACAGGAGCCCGGCUUCCGCUGCAUCUGUUUCCCCAUCACCACCGUGCGAGCGGUGUCCCUGGCCGUGCAGCAGUAUGAGUGCGACACAGACUGCAAGACCAAAGAUAGCGUCACAGUCACAGUCAGAACAGCCGUGCAAUACCAGAUCCAAAAGGACAUGGUGAAGGCGGCAUAUUUUGACAUUGAGGAGCCAAUGGAUCAAGUCCGAGCAGAAGUGGGCAGCGUACUUCGGUCAACUCUACCUAGCAUGACCUUGGAUGAAAGCUACGAAGCGAAAGAGACGAUGGUAGAAGAGAUCUUGACGACGGUUCGGGAUGCCAUGAAGGGAUACGGCUACGACAUCAUCAAGGUGCUGAUUACUGACAUUAAGCCCGAACAGUCAGUGAUGGCUGCCAUGAACAACAUCAACGCCCAAAGACGGCGGAGAGAGGCAGCGAUUGAGAAAGGCGAAGCUGAGAAGUUUCUGAAAAUCAAAGCAGCAGAAGCAGAAGCAGAAGCCAAACGGCUGGCAGGUGUCGGGAUGGCGGCUAUGCGUGCCGCAAUGGCACAUGGCAUUCUCGAUUCCAUGCAGUUCAUCACAGCAUCCGGGAUGUCGGAAUCUGAAGCCAUGCAGAUCAUGGUCACCACGCAGUACUUGGACACUUUGAAGGACUUCUCGAACCACAAGUCCAUGCUGGUGCCACAUCAGUGGAAACCCCCGCAUGAAGAAACAGAAGUAGCGGAGAUACAGAUGGAGCCUCCAAAGCAAUUGGAGCUGGAAGAGAUGUAAAACUGUGUAAAGCUGGAAAUUUCUGUAGAUAGCGACUGUGGAAAUCUCCUGUCAUGGAUUUGAAGAGACCGGAAGAGUGAACCAAUGGAAUUGAAAUCACAGCGACAGUAUUUGAAAUCUAGGGCUGGGAGACCACAGGAAAAGGUUUGCAGGAUAAGAUGUCCUGCUUGUUUCCUAGGCAACGGACGCCUAAUCCAGGCGCAAUCACUCACACCUGAAAAAUCGGCUGGGCAUGGGCGAAUGCGGGCAAAGUUCAAGGUCUAAGUAGUCU